Molecule: messenger RNA, 984 nt
Organism: Aureobasidium subglaciale EXF-2481
Lineage: Eukaryota; Fungi; Ascomycota; Dothideomycetes; Dothideales; Saccotheciaceae
Exons: 1
Coding region: 1-984 (327 amino acids)
Molecular function (GO): oxidoreductase activity
Source: RefSeq, a predicted model, not a curated record
AUGUCAGUGAGAAAGGAGUUUCGCGACAUGUCCAAUGCAGACCGCAAAUCGUUCACCGAUGCUGCCACCUGCCUCAUGAAGACACCUCCUAAGCGCAUGCAGACCAGCCAAGCUUCAGACUACCCUGGUGUCAAGUCCCGUCAUGACGAGUACGUCGCUACCCACAUCAACAUGACCAUGAACAUCCACGCCACGGCCGACUUCCUAGCAUGGCACAGAAACUUCAUCUGGCACUACGAACAAGAUUUGAAGAAUCUCUGCGGUUACACAGGCACUCUCCCCUACUGGGACUGGGCCUUGGACGCUGCAGCCCCUCAAGACUCACCCAUAUUCAACGGCGACAAAUACAGCAUGGGUUCAAACGGAAAAUACAUCCCCAACCGCAGCGACACCUACCUCUACACUCAAGGCGUCAACAUGCCCCCCGGCACAGGAGGCGGCUGCAUAGAAUCCGGCCCCUUCUCAAACAUCAAGAUCCACCUCGGGCCCCUCGAUCUCCCUAAUGCGAAGAACGUCGACAGCGACUAUGAAUAUAACCCUCGUUGCUUGGAACGUGACUUCAACUCCUUCUUCACAUCGCAAUACAACACUUACUCCAACAUCACCGAAUUGGUACUCGAAAGCAUUUACCUCGAAGACUUUCAAGAUCGCAUGCAAGGCUACGCUACCGGAGACCCCUUUGGCGUCCAUGGAGGCGGUCAUUGGGGUAUGGGAGGUGCGGCCUCUGAUUUCCACUCUUCACCUUCUGAUCCAUUGUUUUUCUUGCAUCAUGGUAUGAUUGAUAAGAUCUGGACUACAUGGCAAAAUCUCGAUAUUUAUCGUCGUCAACUCAUUAUCAAAGGUACUUCUACGCUUGGAAACAGUCCUCCUAGUGCUGAGAUGACUUUGGAUGAUUCUAUUCCCUUUGGCUUUGUGGCUGAGGAUAGAGUGUUUAGGGAGUUGAUGGAUACCUUUGCUGGAGAUUAUUGUUAUCGUUAUGAGUAA